Hippocampus comes (tiger tail seahorse) is the source of this 465-nucleotide messenger RNA. RefSeq names its product intraflagellar transport protein 43 homolog B-like. NCBI's taxonomy places the organism in Eukaryota, Metazoa, Chordata, Actinopteri, Syngnathiformes, Syngnathidae. The record is from RefSeq and is a predicted model, not a curated record. Gene Ontology annotation, cellular component: intraciliary transport particle A; cilium. The coding region runs from base 1 to 291 and encodes 96 amino acids. Gene Ontology annotation, biological process: intraciliary retrograde transport. The transcript has 4 exons.
AUGUGCAAUAAAUAUCUUGGUUCAAAUUUUGUCGCUUUAUGUCCUGUAAUUAGUGUUCAAGUCAACCGGGUAAUGACCUACAGAGACCUGGACAACGAUCUGAAAUAUUACUCUGCAUUCCAGACUCUCGACGGAGAGAUCGACUUGAAGCUUCUCACAAAGGUUUUAGCACCAGAGCAGGAGGUGAAGGAGGAAGAUGUGCUCUGGGACUGGGAUCAUCUGUUUACAGAGGUGUCCUCGGAGCUGCUCACGGAAUGGGAUCAAGGAGAGAAUGACGAGCAGGCUUCAUAACCCACAAUUUGAGUACAAAGUCCGGACUGAAUAGCACGCGGUGGGGACUGAUAAACCAGCGACGUGAAUCAUCCAAACUUUUGUGUGAUCAGAAUCUUUACUAUAUUUCUUAACUUGUUCAUAUUGUACAGUUUGUCUUGCAUUUUCUACAUAAAGUUCACUAGUCAGUGAACA